CGGUGGAAGCUACGAAGAAGAGGACGGCAUGUUUCCGGGCUCCUCGUUGACUCGAGACAGGCGCCCUUUUUUUCUAUCCUUUUUUCCACUUCUCGAAGCUCACAUUUGAAAGUAAUUAAACGCCAUGGCUCGGUACAUGCGCCCACCGAACUCGUCCUUGUUCGUCAGAAACAUCUCCGACGAGUCCAGGCCUGAGGAUUUGCGGCGUGAGUUUGGCCGUUAUGGGCCAGUAGUAGAUGUCUACAUCCCGCUUGACUUCUAUACACGUCAACCAAGAGGAUUUGCAUACAUUCAGUUUGAGGAUGUGCGCGACGCCGAGGACGCCCUUCACAGCCUGGACAGGAAGUGGGUGUGCGGCCGCCAGAUCGAGAUCCAGUUCGCCCAGGGAGACCGCAAGACGCCCAAUCAGAUGAAAACGAAGGAGCGGCGCUCUCCGUCGCGCUCGUCCCGCUACGACGACGACUACGAGCGCGACGGCCGGCGCAGACGCUCGCGCAGCCGCAGCUACGAGCGCCGCCGCUCGCACAGCCCGUCGGACGACCGCCGCCGCCGGCGCUCGGAGAGCCCCCGAGAAUCUCGCGGACGCCAGCACGGACGCGGGGGAAGCCGCGGCCGCGACGAGGACAGACACCGCCAGAGGCCUCGCAGGGAGUCUCGCGGGCGGUCCCCCUCCCGAUCGGGGUCGCCGCCCAAGCCGGCGUCCGCCUCCCACUACGCCGAGGGAGACGCACAGCAGCAACGUUCGCCGUCCCGCUCGCAGUCCCGUUCGAUGUCGAGGUCUCGCUCGCGAUCGCGCUCCUGGACGGGACGCAAGUCGGGAGGACGCUGAGCCGGACGGGGGGGGUCCGACGGGCGGCUUGCGCUUUGGACUGGCGUGUGUGGCCAAGGACUUUUUUUUUUUUUUUUUAAACUUGUUUUUCUAAGUUCUACGGUUUUUGUUUUUUUUGUUUGUAUUUUAAAAGUCCACUCAGCUGAUUUGAAAAGACUUCAGAGGACUUGACGUGUCAGGACCUGUGAAGGUUUUGGCAAUAUUUUGGAUCAGCAAAUUUGAUCGUGUUCUUUUUUUUUUCAUGCAUGUCGGGUCUUUGGCAUCUGUCGGAUGAAGCGAUUAUUUUCAGUAAUAAAGUGUCCCUGAAAGGAAACUUUA
Messenger RNA from Syngnathoides biaculeatus (alligator pipefish), 1147 nucleotides. RefSeq names its product serine/arginine-rich splicing factor 10-like. The transcript has 6 exons. Gene Ontology annotation, molecular function: RNA binding. Gene Ontology annotation, cellular component: nuclear speck; cytoplasm. Gene Ontology annotation, biological process: mRNA splicing, via spliceosome. NCBI's taxonomy places the organism in Eukaryota, Metazoa, Chordata, Actinopteri, Syngnathiformes, Syngnathidae. The coding region runs from base 125 to 829 and encodes 234 amino acids. The record is from RefSeq and is a predicted model, not a curated record.